CAUGAUGCAGUUUCCAAGCUCCAAUCAUUUUUUUUCCUCUAUUUAUUAGUGCAUUAAAAUUUUUCUUGGUUCCUUGUUCGUUACAUGUUGUCCCCUUGAAAAGUCCAGAAUGCUGGCCCAUGGGGUCAAAGAUGGUUGAGUUUGUACUGCAUUUAAACAAAUUGCUUUGUGUUAAAGUUGAAGUAGGCCUGAUUCCAACCAAUCCGUGACCAUUUUCCUUCUAUAUAUGAACCAGACUGCCCCUUUCUCUUCCAACAAUCAAAACAAAAACUUUUCUCUGAUUUUUUCCCGUCUAUUAAUCGGCCCUUUUUGCUUCUUUUGAUUGUAAUUGUCUUCAUGGCCGCCAAGGUUUUUGUAUGUCUCUUCGUCUUUCUUGCCUUCUUUGGCAUGGUUGCAUCUGAUCCUGAUCUUCUCCAGGAUCUCUGCGUAGCUAAUAAGGCUGCAGGAAUAAAGGUGAAUGGGUUUCCAUGCAAGGACGAGGCAAAUGUUACGGAAGCUGAUUUUUUCUUUAACGGUCUAGCCAACCCAGGAGUCAUCAACAAUUCAGUGGGAUCAGUGGUAACAUUAGCCAAUGUUGAGAAAAUUCCAGGGCUCAACACACUUGGUGUGUCACUUGCCCGCAUUGACUAUGAACCUGGUGGCCUUAACCCACCCCACACCCACCCACGUGCCACUGAGAUCAUCUUUGUUCUUUAUGGUGAAUUGGAUGUUGGAUUCAUCACUACAGCAAACAAGUUGAUCUCCAAAUCCAUCAAGAAAGGCGACAUUUUUGUCUUCCCCAAAGGUCUGGUACAUUUCCAGAAGAACAAUGGUGACAAGCCAGCUUCCGUGAUUGCAGGAUUCAACAGCCAAUUGCCUGGAACUCAAUCUAUUGCCGCAACAUUGUUUGCUUCAACACCCCCAGUGCCAGACAAUGUGUUGACCAAAGCCUUCCAAAUUGGGACCAAGGAAGUCAACAAAAUAAAAAACAAGCUUGCCCCCAAGAAAAGCUAAAGGAAGCCUUUGAGUUCGAGGAGGACAAGGGAACAUCAUCAAAUCCUGGCUCUCAUUUUGGUUGAGAUUGCUACUUUGUAUGAAUUCUGUAUUCAUUUUUCAAACUUUGAAGUAAAUCUAUGGGUUGAACCCAACAUUUUAUAUGUAAUAAUAAUGGUUGAAUUUGAGUUUAUGAUUUAAAUUAUUUUCACAUUCCCAAACAAACAAGAUAUAUGACAGUGGUACUAUCAUUUUCACAUGGU
Molecule: messenger RNA, 1235 nt
Organism: Durio zibethinus
Lineage: Eukaryota; Viridiplantae; Streptophyta; Magnoliopsida; Malvales; Malvaceae
Product: germin-like protein subfamily 2 member 4
Molecular function (GO): manganese ion binding
Source: RefSeq, a predicted model, not a curated record